Messenger RNA from Pleurotus ostreatus (oyster mushroom), 717 nucleotides. RefSeq names its product Golgi apparatus membrane protein tvp23 (gene TVP23). NCBI's taxonomy places the organism in Eukaryota, Fungi, Basidiomycota, Agaricomycetes, Agaricales, Pleurotaceae. The record is from RefSeq and is a predicted model, not a curated record. Gene Ontology annotation, biological process: vesicle-mediated transport; protein secretion. Gene Ontology annotation, cellular component: Golgi membrane. The transcript is spliced from 11 exons. Bases 1 to 717 code for a protein of 238 amino acids.
AUGAGCGCGUACGAUACGAUAGAGCCGGACGUCGACGAGCAACCAAAGCUGGCAGGCAGUAUCCAUGCGGCCCAAAAUACUCGCACCCCCGUGGUCCUCACUCCUUCGAAUCACACGUCUGGACUGGCCACGACACAGAGCGAUGCCGAGUCAGGGAUUGCGGGCAUAUUCCGUCAAUCGGCACACCCUUUAGCUCUAUUUUUCCUUUAUAUAUUCCGCAUUGCUGCAAUCGUGGUCUAUAUUAUGUGUGGAUGGGUUACCGACAACUACGUGCUUUCGACAGUUGUAGUGGUCGUGUUGCUUGCAAUGGAUUUCUGGAAUUGCAGAAACGUCUCAGGGAGAACUCUGGUCGGACUGCGGUUCUGGAAUCAGGUGGACGAAGACGGGGACAGUUAUUGGGUGUUUGAGAGCCGAGAUCCGUCUCGACCAGCAAAUCCUGUGGAUUCGAAAAUGUUCUGGACCGCAGUCUACUCUUUCCCUCUGCUUUGGGUAGCUCUGCUUAUAGUUUCUAUAGUCAAACUCAACUUUUCCUAUGUACCAAUCGUAAUCCUUUCCCUCGUCUUCAACUUCGCAAAUGCUAUAGGUUUCACUUACGCUGACCGAGAUGCGAAGCAACGAUGGGCGAAUAGCGCCGUCGGCGGCUGGGGAAUUAGUGGCAUUGGCGGCCAGCUCGUUUCUUCUGCUAUCUCAAGAAGCGUUGGGAAGAUAUUCAGUUAG